Molecule: messenger RNA, 1477 nt
Organism: Aspergillus pseudonomiae
Lineage: Eukaryota; Fungi; Ascomycota; Eurotiomycetes; Eurotiales; Aspergillaceae
Product: thioredoxin domain-containing protein
Exons: 1
Coding region: 337-1062 (241 amino acids)
Cellular component (GO): cytoplasm
Source: RefSeq, a predicted model, not a curated record
GAACUCGAUACCAGUACACAAGAAUUACAACUGCACCUCCUGAGAAUUAUCUUUACACUGAUUUGUAUCCAACUAGCAACAUUGCCACUCCCGCAAUGCAGUGACGAGUGAAAUGCCGAUUCGCCCUUUUGGAUCCUUGAAUAUCAAUACUUCCAUCCCGGCAUUGGGUUUAUACCUUACCCCGGAACCGGAGCAGCCUAUACGACCCCUCUGCCCGCCACGAGAGAAAAAGCAUCGCUGUCUAUUGUCCUCUACAGACCUAACUCGCUCUAUUAAUCUUUCUGGGCAAUUGUCGUGCGGAAAAUCUCCCUCUGCAAUUCCACCACGGGUUUCGCCAUGACCCAAAACAUUGAGCCCAAACACUCCGUAAGAGACCAAGAUGAUGAGAUCGACGACGACGAUUUGUUGAAGGCCUUGGAGAACGAAGAUGACUCUGACUAUCGGGCCCGACGUAUCGAACAACUCAACGCCGAGCUUGCAUCCGCCCAAAACAACCGGUCAAUGGCCCCUGGCCCUGGCCAGACGACAAUCAUCCAAGAUAGCCUAUACCCAACUCUUGAAAAUGACCAGAUAUUGCUCAACUUCACAACGGAUACGCAUCGAUGUGUGAUCCAUUUUGCACACCCUGAUUUCGCGCGCUGUGGCACCAUGGAUGAACAUAUGCGGGCUUUAGCAACACGGCAUUACGAUGUGCGAUUUGCCCGUGUCGAUGUUAGGGAUACUCCGUUCGUGGUGGAAAAGCUGAAGAUACGCGUUCUCCCUUGUGUGAUCGGGUUUAAAGAUGGAAUUGCUGCUGAGCGUGUAGUUGGCUUUGAAGGCCUUGCUUUGGGCGGGCGUGAUGGGACCGACAGCUUCAGCACGGCAACUCUUGAAAAGAGGCUGUUAUGGAAAGGUGUUCUAGUACAGGCAAAGAUUAGCGAUGAUAAUGAUGAUUCCAGUAUAUCUGAUGCAGUUGACGAAGUCGAGAACGACGGCAAACGACGAACUCAUGGAAAAGGGGCCAUCCGCAGCGGGGGAGCACGGUAUAGCAGGGACGACGACGACGACGACGAUUGGGAUUGAAAAGGGGUAUUUACUGCCUUCUAACCCUUAUAUUCACGAGAUCUUAUGCCACAAUAUGCGCGGAGCUUCUAGCCUAGAGCAUAAGGCCCAGGAUUCGUUUGUUGAGACAUAUAGCUUGGUUGUGGCUGCUCACUGGGUGCACAUUUUACAAAUGGCUGUCCUGAAAUUGAAACGAGGUGCUGUGGGUUUCACGUUCUCCCAACCCUUGACCAUUUAGACAGCUUUCCACUAAGCAUUGGAAGCCGCAUUUCGAGUGGAACAGAUAUAAUGAUCACUGUAGUCGCAUAAGUAUGAGCUUGCUUGCUUGCAAGUAUGGAAAUGAACAGAUCCCAUAGCAUUUUCAUUUGCUGUGGCUGAUACCAGAGAGGACUAAACUUGUUGUGUACUAAAGCUUUGAAAACCUGGCCAAGCCUCG